AUGCUUUUUUCUGAUAAGAAAACAUAUCAUCGACAGUAUUUAACAGAAAUUUUAAAUCGUGGGUUCAAUGAAUGUUCCAAGGCUGAAUUGGCCAAGGGAAGCUUCAAACUGGGGAUCAGUGGAGAUCCAUCCUUUCGAAGUAGGUAUAGACAAGAAUUUAGUAUCAACAACUUUGUAACAUACUUGGAAUGUGAUAAUUCUCUACUUAGAAAUGGGGAUAUUAUGUUAUUCCCAUUGUUGACAACGCUAAAUGUUUUAGAUUUUGCAAUCUCAAAGGAUAUAACCAAUCGAAUAGUACCUUGGGAAGGAUUUCCAAACUUAAACGCUCUCACUUACUUGUCGAUAAAUGCAAGCAGUUUUAGUAAUGCUCCAGAAUUGAAUACAUUAAUAUCCUCGCUUAAACGACUUGACCUCUUUUGUCAUGAAUCGGAGAUGAAUGCUGUUGAUGGAUUCAGUGCAAUUCUUGGAAACGCAACUACAAUACAAAUUGAAGAACUUAACAUUUUUAUAAGUGAUACUUGUUUUUUAAGGUACACAGAAUUUCUAGAAUUCUUAAAUAAUAUAAUCCAAAGGGGUCCUAAUCUUCAAAAAUUAAUGAUUCGGAUCAUCAGGCGGAAAGGAGAUGAUUCUGGAUCUCAUUCCAUGGGCCAAUGGGAAGUAUUCCUGGGAUUAAAUGGUGAAAUGUUGGUUAAAAUAAUAAACUCGGCACCCAAAUUAGUACAUUUCGGUAUGAAUCUUGCAUUAUAUUACGCUCUAGAUUUUUCAGAUCAUUUCAACAUAAACGAAUCAAGGGCCAGACUUGGGAAAUUUACUAUCCUGUUGAUUGAACCAUCACUUUCUGUGCCCAAAUUAGCUCGUACCGAGAGAGUUUCUGUAUCAACCUUGAUUUGUAGAACACAUGCAACCACAAUUAGAUUCUAUUAUGGAGAGGUAAUGGAACAGUCAAAUAUUCAAGCGCUUAAUCUUGUACUGGAAUUAACUCAAUAUUUGGAUUUUAUGAGGAGAAACGGUGAAGGAGUAGCAAUAGAAACUGUGUCAACUGAAAUGUGCUGGUCUGUAAGUGAUGAUACAGUACGGCGAGAUUACUACAUUAAAUUACAGAUGAUUUUAGAACAAUUGAAUGCUAGCGGUAAUCUGAAAAAGGAAGAUGCAAUUGCAUGUAGGAAGAAGUUACUGACGGGGACCACAUGGGGUAGACUACCAGUCAAUUCUCCGAGGUAUAGAGUUUGUGAAUCAUAUCAAGUUGAUCAUAAGUUGUCAACAAAUGCAAACUAUCAGUUUCUUUGGUCUGUAUGGCUCAACAUGCUUCCAACACAAGAAUCAGAAUUAGUAGAAGGGUAUGUACCUAUACUCAACCAGAAUUCUUUAACACAAUCGGACAUAAAUGAUAGCAAAGAUUUCUGGAGUGUCGAAGCCUCAUUGACUGACUUGGAAGAGUAUGCACUUAAACCAAGAAAACGAAGUCGACUAUGGUUAGAUGGGAUAUAA
Molecule: messenger RNA, 1488 nt
Organism: [Candida] anglica
Lineage: Eukaryota; Fungi; Ascomycota; Pichiomycetes; Serinales; Debaryomycetaceae
Source: the annotation of a GenBank genome assembly